This is a messenger RNA of Schistocerca americana (American grasshopper), 456 nucleotides long. Its product is annotated as THAP domain-containing protein 6-like. The coding region runs from base 51 to 335 and encodes 94 amino acids. The transcript is spliced from 3 exons. NCBI's taxonomy places the organism in Eukaryota, Metazoa, Arthropoda, Insecta, Orthoptera, Acrididae. The record is from RefSeq and is a predicted model, not a curated record.
AGCUUGUGGUGCUUCGAUUGCGUGAAAGACGUGAAAAUUAUUAGAUAAAAAUGCCAGCUUGUGCCGUUGUCGGGUGUACUGCUCGUUCUGAUCGUAGUCAAAAGUGUUUAGGAAUCACAUUUCAUAAAUUUCCUAGCAAUGCAACUCGCAAAGACCUCUGGGUGAAAGCUCUGGGAAGGAAAGAUUGGGAGCCGUCGAAAUAUAGCAAAGUAUGUUCACAGCACUUUCGGGAACAAGAUAUAGACCGAACCUCUGUUUCGACAGUUCGUAUUCGAGAAAACGCUGUGCCAUCCAUUUUUCCUGCGUUUCCGGCCCACCGAAAGGUACUGCAGUGAUUGCCAGCCAUAUGAAAUACGUGCUUGGAUGGCAGCCACGUUGACCAAUCGCCUUAAGCGGAAGAUCAGGGUUCAAGUCCCGACCAGGCGCAAAUUUUCAUUGUCAUCAAUGCAUAGUGCG